CAGUCGCACUCACUGUGUCAAUGACUUAAUGUAAGCGUUGUUAAUGACAUCAUGUGACCAAUAAUAUGGCAGCUGUGAGGUCACUGUAAUAACAGACUGCCCAUGAAGGCGGAGCUCCAGAAGUUCUAGGAUUUUAUUUUGAAGGUUAUUGAUUAGCAAGUAUCUGCUCAGCUGCAGGGGUCAGACUGUCACAAGGACCUGAAAUCUCGUCUCACCGCAGAUUGUUUUGGAUGCGUGACUGCAGUGAACUCACUGACAGACAUUUGCUGCCAUCGCUUAAGUCGACUUGUUAUUAGCAUUAAUCUAAAACUGCAUUUUUAAGGGACGCUAAGUUAGUAAAGUGACAGAUACACUGCAGGACUUUCAUCACAGGGUCAGAGUUUGGACUUCCUCUCCAAAGGAUGAGUUAUUCAAACUUCAGCAAUGAGCGGAUGUGACUCUCCCUGAUCUCCCCUCAGAUCAUCAACCUGUGCUUCAUCCUCUACUACCUGUUUGAAAUGUGUGUGAAGAUCUUUGCGUUCGGCUGGCAGGGCUACCUGUCCUACAGGAACAACAUCUUCGACGGCUUCCUCACCGUCCUGUUGUUGGCCCUGCAGAUCACCAUUUUUAUCACCUACAGGCUUCCGUAUUCUCAGUGGGAGCCCUCCGCUCACGGCGUGCUGUCGCUGUGGGAGAUGAUCCGUCUGGUCAACCUGCUGAUUGUUUUCCGCUUCCUGCGCAUCAUCCCGGACAUCAAGGUACGAUCCCAGAUUCAAACACGUCGUCUGUCAGAGUUUGACGAAUCAUAGCCAAACACUGUUUUCACAGUUUCACUUGGAAGGUCAGAGAAAAAUAUACAAAUGCUUUUAUGUGACAGUCAGGUCAUGUUUAUGUGUGAGUCAGCGUCAGCAAGAGUCUCGCUGCUUCUUACAUCCUUACAUCACCUGUUUCACCAUCGAGCUUCAUCGGCUUUUCAAAAAGUGAGAAAAAUCCAGUCCCAGCUGCAAAACGUUGGGACGCUCCCAUAAACUCAGUUUUAUUAACAGUGCAACACAGAAAACAGAGAAACUAAGAAAAUGUGCCGAUCAGAGCUCAUUUUGAAUUGGAGGCCGAUUUGGAACAAAACCAGUCUGUGGAGCUCCUCAGUCCUCCAGCUCAUCGCAGUCCAAGGAGCUCGGAAACAGAAGCGUCCGGACCUCUUUAACUUUCUUAAAUACGUUUCUUCAGUUCAAAGAGCAGCGAUUGGUGGAGAGUCACAGAUUUAAGCCCUGUGGGCGUCGCCAAGAGGGCCGUGGACCCCCUGUGGAUCCUCUACCUCAGGGGUGGGCAACUCCAGGCCUCGAGUGCCGGGGUCCUGCAGGUUUUAGAUCUCACUCUGGGUCAACACACCAGAAUCCAAUGAUUAGCUCAUUAGCAGGCCUCUGGAGAACUUCAAGUUAUGUUGAGGAGGUGUUGAGGUCAUUUAGCCAUCUGAAUCAGCUGUGUUGGAUCAAGGAC
Messenger RNA from Haplochromis burtoni (Burton's mouthbrooder), 1476 nucleotides. RefSeq names its product two pore calcium channel protein 2-like. Gene Ontology annotation, cellular component: lysosomal membrane. The coding region runs from base 498 to 788 and encodes 96 amino acids. The record is from RefSeq and is a predicted model, not a curated record. Gene Ontology annotation, biological process: transmembrane transport; monoatomic ion transport. NCBI's taxonomy places the organism in Eukaryota, Metazoa, Chordata, Actinopteri, Cichliformes, Cichlidae. Gene Ontology annotation, molecular function: voltage-gated channel activity; monoatomic ion channel activity. The transcript has 3 exons.